AAAGAAAAGGAUUUUCUAGGCAAUCGGGUGGCAACAUAUGCCUGCAGCGCAGUUAUAGAAUAAUACAACAUUAUUAUCUCACUCCGACCUCCUUCUUGGAUCACUUCAAAGGCCUUGCAGCGCGUUUCGAUUGAAAAGAGUAAAUGGUCAGUUGUUGGUUCGGUCUUCGCUGAAUUCCAGGUCAUUUAACUGUAAAUCUUGAAACUGGGCCAUUUUGAGACGGAAUAACUGUUAACAAUUUUAAUAAAGGUGGGUGGGAGAAUUAUUAAAGUGUAUUAACACAUGACACUAAACAUAAAAUUAUCGCUACAGCGACAAGCGACAAUAUCUCCCCCGUGAUCUACCCGUCUGCUCCAGUGUCUUCUGACUAAACCGUAAAUUUAUGAGGAGGAGUUCAAGGGUAUUACAUGAUACUGGGAUUUGUCUUAUAAGGAUAUUCCCAAGCGAUUCCUCAUUAUGCUCAAUUUGGGCAAAUAAAGUGGAUUAUGUAGCAGAAUUCAAAUAUAUAAGAACACAAUGUAACCUACAAUUAAACUGCAGCAAAUUACAAAUCACCAAUAACAGGGAUAUAUACACACGUAGCACACCUUUUUUGUUUUGUUUUUUUAUGUGAAGCACAAAUAUCAGAAGUACAGUACAUGGCCUAAUUCUUUUCUGACAGCGACGGCCUGUUGCCAGCCGGAAGUUUAGCCCGUUUCUAAGGAAGUUGCUACGAUGUGAUUUCCUGCGGACCGUUUGAAAUGGAGAAUCCGGAGUUGGAGCGCCGCUUGACAGUGUUUCAGGCACUCAUCCGCGGGUUCCUUGUCCGGCGACACUUCUCCAGUUUGCGGGGUGAUUAUGAAGAAAUUGUCAGAGAGAUAGAUGGAGAUUUGAGCCAUCUAGAAUGGCAUGGGAACCUUAUACCUGUCCCUGGUUUCUCAUAUGAGAAAGGUGCCAGGCCCAGAAGCCAGGACGGUCCAGCUGCAGGCCCGCCUGGGGCGGAACCUGGCUCUGGGAGCCGCGGGAACGAGCCGGGCCCAGCGACUGAAGUGCUGCAGCCCGAGAGCGUGGCUCUGGACGCGGGCUCCGGCGUCCUUCGGGCAGGUAGGCGAGCUGGCUGCGCGGGGCUCGGCGCCUGGGCCAGUUUCGGGAGUGUAAGGAGCGGCCCCUGUCCCAUUCCAGAGUCGCGGGACCAGCUGCAGAGGAGGGAGAUGCCCACGACCCGCGAGGGCUUGCGGAUCCACAGGAACGACCUGGCGAUGGAGCUGCUGUGGCUGCAGCAGGCGAUAGCCAGUCGGAAGAAAUAUCUGGUCCUGAAGCAGAGACUGGGAACGCCGUAACCGUGAACAAUGAAGGUCACUCGUUGAUCUACGGACAGACUGAUUACUCGGACAGAAUUCAGGAGCUUCAGUGCUGUGGAAAACUGUGGCAUCAGACAGUUCAGAUUUGGGGAGAUGUUCCUUCUAUGUGGCUUUUGUUUCCCCAGAAGGAAAGGUCAUGGUUUUCAAAACCAGUGAGAUGUUCAAGAGCACUUGGCUCAAUUGUCUCAGGCUUCUCAGACCACCUCGUUAGAUACUAGAUGGGAUAUACUGACAGCUGACACAAAGCUGGAAACAUACGCCUUUUUAAGUGACCAGUGAGUACAAAGCCUAAAAGGAAAGUAACUUAAUGCAAAGCUUAAUUCUGCAUUUGUACCAUUAGCCUUACAUACCCAUAGCUUUAUGGGUUAAGGUUAAUCUUGUGAUUUAAUGAUGUAAGCAUGUUUUGGUGAACUGGAAAAUGGAAGUUGUACUGUUUUUUUUAGAGUUCUUCAUGAGCAAAUUUUCUGUAAAUAAUGUAUAAUUUUUUUUUCAAAUCUCACUUCAUGAUACCCGCACUUUCACUUAAUGUAAGUCAUACGGCUUCAUAUUUUGUUGAAAAUAAUAAAAUUGUUUAUUUUUCCAGUA
This is a messenger RNA of Lepisosteus oculatus (spotted gar), 1925 nucleotides long. Lineage: Eukaryota; Metazoa; Chordata; Actinopteri; Semionotiformes; Lepisosteidae. The record is from RefSeq and is a predicted model, not a curated record.